Messenger RNA from Chelmon rostratus (copperband butterflyfish), 7209 nucleotides. RefSeq lists its product as uncharacterized. The record is from RefSeq and is a predicted model, not a curated record. NCBI's taxonomy places the organism in Eukaryota, Metazoa, Chordata, Actinopteri, Chaetodontiformes, Chaetodontidae. The transcript has 8 exons. The coding region runs from base 2891 to 4750 and encodes 619 amino acids.
UGGAAAAGUCACGGUAUAACAGCAGUCUUUUAAUGAACAUAAUUAGAGCCUUUAACGACGUAAAAUGUGAAGUUGUAUGGCUCCAAACUAGACCGCCGGUGGUUUUGACGAUUAAAGGGCGUUAAAAAAACAGCUUUUUAUUGCAUCGUGUUAAGAAGGUAUCUUUGGCAAUUUGGGCUUGCCAUAGAUAUCCUGAUCUGGACAGACGAUCAGGUACCAACUGCGAGCAGGACACCGAGCCAAACGGCUCGUCUGGGGCGAACAGACGGAGCCGCGGAGAUCAUUGCUUCAGGGUACGGUACAGAGUGAGGGGGUCCGUGUGCCGUUCUCUCAGCUCCUCGGUGUGCUCAUGAUGUAGGCCUAGGCCGGUAACCCUGCUGGAGGACAGAGCAGUGGAAAUUCCACACAGAGCAAAAGAAACAAGUAUCCAUAAUUCAUGUGCCCUUUAGUGUUGGCUGGGCAAGAUGAGUACAGACAGACCCAAACGGAAUAUCAUCAAGAAGAAAUAUGACAUCAGUGAUGGCAUGCCAUGGUGUGAAGAACGUCUGGUCCGAAAAGUUCUUUUCCUGUCCCUCAGGGAAUUCAGAGACACACAUCGUACCACACACAAACACUCACACAUACACACACGCACACACAAAUGUGCAUCAAAAAAUACACUCUUACAUACUCCGCGAAAGAUACAGACACUGCCUAAGACACACACGCAGAAAAACACACGCACAAGACAGAGUGUGCACACACCGCAGCAAAAAGUCACGCACACACCACAAAACACACAUAGACAGAAAAACAGACACACUGCACAGAAUAUGCACAUUUCAAAACACCUAUGCCCUCAUGAACACAACAACAAAGGGCAAAGAACUAAAUUGUCUCAAGGCUCAAACACACACAAAAAUAAAUGUUCCCACAGACUACAGAGUAUGCAAACGCAACCAAAAAUUUGUACUAGGAAAGUAACACAUACUGUACAACAUACACAUCUUCAAGAAAAUAAACACAUGUUCCAGAAGUAUUCUGCAUCAACAAGGACACUACGCUCACAUAAAACACAAAAUACACUCUCACUGCUGAACUCGAAAUACAUAAAAACUGCAAAAUACACACAUAGAAGUCAGCACAAGCACUUGAAAAACACGCAAGCACUGCUGAGCACUCCAGUCGAGGCCAGGACACUGAGGUCACACACUCCCACAAGCCUCAGUGGAGCCAUGGUUAAUGGCAUCAACCGGUGUGAGUCCCUCCUGUCAUCGAGUCCAAGCUGGAGCUGGUCCUUACAGAAACGGCCUCAACAGUGCCGCCCUGCUAGCAUCAGUCAUGACAAGGGUGACAAUUGCCGCAAAAGGUCUGCUGCUGUGGUGUGUGUUUGUAUGUGUGUUUGCAUGUUCAUUACUAUGUGUAUGACUGGGUUAUAAACCGUUUGAGGAAAAGCAUAUAUGCUGCCACCAACCCCACACUGGCAAGAAGACUCCAGUACUAACCAUUUAACUUUAACUUUAACCAUUUAAAUUUGUGUUCAUGCCAUUCAUAAUUGGAAAGCUAAGAUUCUUGUGAAUCGAUCAAUGCAAACCAUUUCAAGAUACAAAUCACAACAGCGUGUACAAUCAGUGCAAACUACAAACUACUGAUUAUAAAAUUGAGGCGACUCACCAGUCGAAGUCUCAUAGUAAUCCAACAAUUGAUAACGCUCCAACAAAACUGGUCUUGUUAUAUUAGGAAAGGUUCAGAUGAUCCAAGCCAGUAAAAUAUUUAAUACAAAGCACUAUAAUAAUCCACAGAAAAUUGUUAUAUCAUUUCAAAUUAGUAAUAGUCUCAGUGUGCUAGUAUUGUUCUAGUGUUCAGUGAAGCACAUGACUACACUUUUAUUUACUACUUUCACACCCACAGUGUGUUGAGUUGAGUGUAUUUAUAUGAACUUCAUUAUACAGGUUAUGGUAUCACAUGUGAGGAUCGUAUCCUGUCUAAUAUGCUAUAUAGAGUACAAUCAGGACCAGAAACCAGGAUAACUGUGGCAUGAAAACAGUUUUCCAGGUUUCUAAUCACUGUAUCUAAUCAUUGUCUGUAAUUACUGAACUGAGCUGGUGCCUCCCCAACCUUGAGUUACAUAAGCAGUUGCUCAUUUAAUGGACAAAUAUGAUGAUGCAAUGAACAUUAUACAUCCACACACCAAAAUGAAAGUAAAAGUCUGAUUAUAAUAGAACAGAGGAUUCAUUUUAUUCAUCAGAUGGCACAUACAAAAGAAGCAGAAUAGUACAUGCCCUGAAAAUGAACUAAACUGUGUUCAUCCUCACUAACCCACUGUUAGUAGAGAAAUGACAGGGAGUGGCUGAGAGUUGACCGAUCUGUACCGAUCACACUGAUGUACACACCGCAGUCAUGAUUCUGGAGAGGUCUGUGUGUAGACAUCUGUCAACCCAUAACCCAUAGUUCAUGUUUUUUAGUUGUCUGCCUCACUUGCUUCUGAUGAAACACAUACACUACCAUUUUAUUCAGCACAGCUGUAGCUGGUAACAGCUCAUGCUUUAUGUGUGUAACUGCAUCUCAAAGCAUAUUUUUCUGUCAUCUUCCAAAUUGUGUCUGAGUACACUGCAGUACAGUAGCUGACCAGUGAAUGAUAGAUGAUUGCAGCUUGUGCUGCUUUUGUUAUGCAGUUGGUGUAGACAAGGAGUAAGGUGGCAAUUUCAUGCCAAAAUAAGUACCCAAAUUGCAUUGUGCUGUCUGAUUUGAUAAAAAACUACCUGCCUUUAUAAGUGGGCUUGUUUGAAGGCAAUUAAAUACCAAAGUAGGACCAAAAAAAAAAAAAAUUGUGCUUGAAUUUGUGCUGUUCUUCAACAGAGACUCCACCUCUACUGCUAGCCAUAGCCUCCAGGUACACCAGCUAAAACUAAUGGAGUCUAAUUGUCCUGGAAUUAACAGACCAAGGCUGCAAGCACAGAGGAAAUUUGCCCAGUCCCCUCCCAGCUCUCCAGGACCUCCAAUGAUGAUGACAUCAGAAAGAAAUAACCACACCCACAACCUGGCUGUAGUCACAUGCCUGACCAGACGUCGACCCAAGACUGAGGACUUCCUGUCUUUUCUCUGUUUGAGAGGUUCAGCUGCAUUGCCCAGCAACAUGGCUUUCUUAGUGAGUGGACAAGCAAAAGAGCAAGCUGGCACAGAGCAUCUUACUUCCUGUCUUUCCGCCAAUCACAGGACUGCAGCUGAGGGGAAGAAUAUGAGCACAUUCAGUAGAAAAACAGUGCAGCGAGACUCUAGGUCUCUGAGAGGGAGUGGAGGCUCUGUGGCAGUCAGCUCCUUCUGCCCUCUAAGUGCCCGGGCAAGGAGGAGGAGAGAGAGAGAGAAGCGAGAGGAGGAACAGCAGAGUAGGUGCAGAGAGGGGAUGGAGGAGGACAGGAGAGAAGCAGCUGAGAGACACCUCCUGAGACCACGCCAGCUCUCCCUACAGGUCAGGAGGGCUAAUAAGGUUGCCAUGGUGACUGGUUUGUCUGAACAAAGAACAUCGUAUGUCAGAUCAGUCCCUCUCUUAAAGCCUAGCACAGACGUUGGUAGCAGACAAUCCUCCAGGCCCUGCACAAGACCUCCUCCUACCUCUAAACCAAGAGGCCAUCCCCAAAGCAGAUCCCAGGAAAUCAACAACAAACACCUCUCCCAACAUAUCAACCAAGAGCUGCCUCACAAUCAGCACCUUCCUAUCAACCGCCAAACAGUGUCUAACUAUUAUAGCAACCACAAGACCUUCAGUACUCUCCAGGACUCAGGAAGAAAUUCAUGCAGGACUCCAGUUCAAAUGACAUUGACUAAUGGUUUAAUCAUUAGACAGCAAGGUGAGAACCCUGGGGUCCUGAGAUUGUCCAGAAGGAGGAGAGGCCUCCCACCAGACACCAGCCCUACUCCUCUGAACUGGGUUCCCCUGGACAAUAACUCAUCAAAGAAGUGCAGGACAUUGCAAUACAAUGAUGGUGAUGUCCAAUUGGAGAAUGACUGCCAUAUUAGUGAGAUCCCACAGAAGGAGGCUGACUGUGAUGAAGCUGUUAGAGAGGAGUAUGUGAACCAUAUUGAUAAAAUCACUGCUAGCCAUGAUGAAGAACUUAGACAAGACAGAUGUGGCCAUGUAGGAGAGAUGAGAUUAGAGAGGGGCAAUUGUAUUAGUGAAGACAUAGUAGACAAGGUAAAUGUUGAAAAGUCAAGUUUGGUGAGGCACACUGCUGUGGAGUCCUCUCGAAAAAGGGUCAGCUUUACCAACAUCAUCACAAACUAUGACCUCAGCCCUGUCAGUGAGGUCAUAUGCAGACAUGUGAGAGAAAAAAGGCUCCAGAGAAAUCAGUCUGCGUCAUCCACAGUCCCUAAACCAAUUACCAGGAAUGCUGAUUCCAGGAUUUUUGCUAGAGCUGUUACUGAUAGGACUACUGUAACUAAAGCUGCUAUCAAGUCAGUGACAUCUACACGUGUACACACUAACCCACUAGCCAGUUAUUCUGCCAAGCACACUUCUAGGGACACUAACAAAGGUACUAUUAAGGACAUUACCAAGUAUCCUUCACCAGCCAGCAGUUACUCUAUCCACAAUUCCAAAGGUGCUGCAAAAGCCCCUUCAGAGGGCACCACAGAGGUCUCGGCUAAAGACAGUCCCCUUGUCAGUAGCUAUUCUAGGACUUCUAAGGGCUCCAUAAAGGGCCUCACCCAGACCAAGUCAACUACCUCAGCUGUUAAAACCAGGACCAGCCCUAGAAUUCUUCUGAAACACUGAUGUUCACCAUCAGAUUCACUUUUUGCUACAGUGAGCAUUAAAUGUUGAAAACAGUUAGCAAAAUAUUUAAAACAACAUUCAACAUUGUGGAUCAUAGGCAAUGCAUGAUGAUGGUUGUUGGCUGGUUGGAUGGUGAUGUAGUGACUGUACUGUUCUCUUUGCUGGUCCACGAUUGUGGAAUAAUUUUGAUUCUGUAUGUAGAAUAGAUAAUUGGAAGGCACAGCAUAAUGGAAGAUUUGUUAUUUAGUGGACAGUACAGUGAAAAGUCACUUAUGCAGACGCUUCCCUGUUGUAUCUGAAACAGCUGCUUGAUAUUUUUGUAUUAUUAUAUUCACAUGAAAAAGGUACUGCUUUCAUCAGAGCACAUAGUUUAACUUGAGUCCACUGAACAGUUUUCAGUAGCCACUUAGAGAAAGCCACCAGGCAUAUGGCUAUGUGCCAUUGCACUGGACUUUUUGUCAGUCCGGUUACAGAACAGUCCUCCAACAUAUCUCUUGCCAUUUCGUUUAAACUGGAAUACUCCAUUCAGGGUUGUCUAGAUCUAUAACAGAAGGCCUAAAGGUUAAGCAGCUAAAUUUCUCACCAGAAUAAAAUUAUAGGUUUACAUUUUUUUUCAAGUCUAUGGAUUUUGUCUAGGAAUGAUUUUGGCCAAAACUGACAGUUCGGUCCAAAAAUACAAUCCAAGUUUAGCUGAAGUUGAUAUGAGACUUAAGAUGUCUAAAGAAGCCGGGAUCAGACUUCACAGAUCUAACCCAAUUUUGAGACCAUUUUGCCGACCAAUUACCUGCAUCGUGGCCGAUCAUGAAUGACAAUGGGGCAUCUAUACCAGUGUAGUGUGACAUGCUAAACUGUUGUGGGGUGUCCCAGACGUCAACAAAAAGACAAGCAUGUUAGAAUUUUUUUGUCUUGACACGCCUAGUGUGACAUCUCACACAACGUGUUCCUGAGGGUUUACCAAUCAGGUGCUCUCUCCAGAGCACAGUCAGAUAACCAUGACAAAGAGGAGGAGGAGGGAUGCUGAGGUUGCUGCUGUCAGGUAGGACAGUGAAAGAGAGGGAAAGUUUGUUGAUUUGUGGCAACAGUAUCACUGCCUAUUUGAUGUUUCCUCGAGGGAGAACCAUGCCUGCAUCAAAACAGGAAUGUGCUUACCAUUACUAAUUCCAGAUCAAACGUUAAAGUAGGCUGUUUGAAGCAGCCAACACAGCCAAGCCUGGUCCUUGUAGAAUAAAUAACUAUGUAAAUAAAAUUGCUAUAUGUGAAACUCAUUGUACCUGUCGUAGUUGUCAUUCGGAUGUAAAGUAGUAGUAGUAGAUGUAUAGGGCUGAAGUUAACACUGUCCCUUGCAUAUACUUUUGCAUCCACAGAUGUUUUUUCUUUUCUUUUUUUUCGGUUCACAAGACCGCCAGCAUCACACACAACGCUUCUGUCAUUUUGUCAGUUGCUUGACAUCUGAUGAAAUUGUGCGCGAUUAUGGAUUAUGCUGUGAUUAUUUGGGGUCAUACGCAUAGUUUUGCCAGUCACUUGACCAAGACAUGGCAAGAGUUUAUAGCGAUGUUAGAUCUGACAUGGUGACCAUUGUCAGAGACCAAAAAAUCAAGUAAUCAUAUCCUGGCAUUAGACAAAUCAAGUGGAUACCUUCAAAAGUCUUCCUUUAAUAAUUAACAAAUUAAUAAUUAUUGCACAUAUGGGAAUGUGGGUCUUGUUUUAAGACAGACUUGAAACAAUGUGAACCUAGCCUUUCAGAAGUCAGCGACACAUCAUAAGCACAUGGACACGUCCAUCUAUUCCAUCCACACCUGUGACAGCCUCCACCCCCCCCCCCCUUCCAAAAUCUACUAGUUUGUUCAGAGAUCAAAAGUAGAUUUCAAGUUGGUUACAUGCGAAGUGUACCGUAACAGAACUGCUGGUGUUUUGAUUUACUGAUUUAUUUAUUGUAUUUCCUCCUCCCCGGCCACUGGAGCCUUUUGUGCUCAUACUUGAAGUACUGUUAAGUUUUUGUUUAUGCUUCACUAGUCAUGCUACAAACAAAACCACAUAUUGACACGUGUCAUGCUUAUUUCACAGUCUGUGUGGAUUGAUUGAUUUAUAUUUGUAGCAAUAGAAGGAUAUGUGUUUUGUGAGGUGAGUGAACAACAGAAAUACAAAGAAACGCCUCAAUAAAUAGUGUAAUGUGAUUUGACCUUCACUGUUAACAUGGCCACCAUCCUGCAUGAUAAAUGAAUGUCUCCACACUCAAUAUUGUGGAUAUUAUUGAAAUGUUAGCGGGUGUUAGGAGUACAAAGGGUGCUCUCAGGUACUAAGAGCUGGUUUCUACGCUGAUUUGGGGGAGGUUGAAUAGAAGAGUGGUAAAAUAUUAUGACUGUACUAAAUAAAAUAAGUCAGUACAAUAAUUAAUAUUGCACAUUUCCUCACAGUCAAGCUCCUCUGUGAAGAAUUUUAAAAGAAAAUCUAGUGACUUU